AUAAAUAUAAUGUUGUCUAUAAAAGAAAAACUUGAUCAAAGCUUGGGACUGCUGAAAAAAUAUGACUGGUUGUUGAAUGCCUAUAUUCUGGACUUUUUUCUGGACGACCAUUGGAGUAAGCUUCCUGAAAACUGGCAGCAACGCUUGGAAAACAUUCCUUUGGAACACCUAGCAGAUCUGCUCGAGGAGCAUGAUCACCAGCUGAACUGGCCAGUGGAUCUAAUGGACCUGAAGCAGGAGCUGCAUAAACUUUACAUUGGCCGUGCGCCCAGGAACAAUGUCGAAAACUCCUUUCCCUGCCCACUCCUGGACCAUCCCAAGCUGAAGUACAUGUUCCUCAAAAGGGUGAAACCAAAAAAGCAUCAUGAGGUCACUCGAAUGGCGGAGAUUUGUGCCCUCAGCCAUCGGCAGACACCUGUUGAUUUCAUUGUCGAUUUUGGAGCCGGUGUGGGUCACCUGGCACGCAUCCUGGGCUACGGAUAUGGUCUGCAAGUGUGCUGCUUUGAGAUGCAACCCGAUCUCAACCAGCAGGCGAGCGAAAUCGAUCUGAAACUGGAGUCCAUGGCAGCAAAACACCUGUCGCAGAAGGAGUCCGAGCACUUCCAUCGACCUGUGCAUCUCACACAGCGCUUGGAAAGCGGCACCCAGCCAUCGCAGUUCCUCGCCAGCAUCCGGGAGGCCCUGCAGCUGGAGGACGACCAGUUUCGCUUCGGAAUCGUAGGCCUGCAUCCGUGUGGCAAUCUGGGACCCACGUUGAUGCGCAUGUUCCUCGGCUGCCCGCAGGCCAAGUUCCUCAACUUUGUGGGCUGUUGCUACCAGAAGAUGACCACGCAGGCCACGCAUCCCAGGGAGCAGGUGCAUGGCUACCCGCUGAGCAGAUUCUUCAGCGAAAAACCGGAAUGCCAGCUCAGUUACGAGGCCCGCGAGAUCUCCUGCCACGCCAUGGAGGUGUAUCACGAUCGUCUGCGGGCUGGGGACUACGAACACCUGCGAAUACACUCCCUAAGGGCCGCCGCCGAGCGAAUCAUUGUCCAGCAGUUUCCAGGCCUUCGGCAUUGUGCUCUGCGCAAUGUGAAGCACUCACCGGGCAUGACGUUCCACCAAUAUUUCCAGAAAGCCGUACAGGGAACUCGCUUCGAGGCUCUGGACAGCCGGCUUCUGAGUAGCGAGCAGACGGAAAUAGACCUGGCCAACUGGCAGCGGAUAAUUUCCUUCUACACACUUCGAUUAAUGAUGGCUCCGCUGGUGGAGAGCAUUAUUCUCUACGAUCGCUGCCUGUUCCUCAUGGAAAACGACUGUCAAGUGCGGAUUGAGGCCAUAUUCGAUCCCCGCCUCUCACCUAGAAACCACAUCACCAGGGCAGUGAAACCCUAACACAGAUAGAGUGGAAUUACCCUAAUCUGACCAUAAAUCUCACAAAAGUGCCCAAUCCCGUCUGAUUCUUAUCGUUAAGUGGUUAUGUUGGUUUUAUAUAUGAGUUUAUUUUUAUAUAGAUAAAGAUAAUAUCGUGACGCCGAUAAAAAAUG
Drosophila takahashii is the source of this 1526-nucleotide messenger RNA. RefSeq names its product methyltransferase-like protein 25B. NCBI's taxonomy places the organism in Eukaryota, Metazoa, Arthropoda, Insecta, Diptera, Drosophilidae. The record is from RefSeq and is a predicted model, not a curated record.